This is a messenger RNA of Rhagoletis pomonella (apple maggot), 4319 nucleotides long. Its product is annotated as mediator of RNA polymerase II transcription subunit 15. The record is from RefSeq and is a predicted model, not a curated record. Gene Ontology annotation, cellular component: nucleus; actin cytoskeleton; Z disc. Gene Ontology annotation, molecular function: actin binding. Bases 16 to 3864 code for a protein of 1282 amino acids. The transcript has 10 exons. NCBI's taxonomy places the organism in Eukaryota, Metazoa, Arthropoda, Insecta, Diptera, Tephritidae. Gene Ontology annotation, biological process: positive regulation of actin filament bundle assembly.
GUUAACAAAUUGGAAAUGAUCACUCCCUCCGAUCUAACCCUGUUGCAUGGUGGCUUUCAAAAGGAGGUAAAACAAACUCCAGAAUCAAACGCUGUCGUUGAAGUGCCCAGCGAGAAAGUCGAAAUAGAAGACUGCUCGGAUGACAGCGAGCAAAAUGGCGUUACAGCUGUAGUACAGUUGACAGCCAAAAGAUCAAAGGAGGCAGCAGAGGAGACUGAAACCAAAGUAGAGGUUACUGCAGAAAAAGUCGAGGUCGAAAGCGAUGAAGAAGAGGAAGACGAAAGCGACAGCAGCGAUGUGGCGGAAACGUUAGAAAUAAUUAAGAAGCCUAAAUCAGCUGCUGAUGUUGAAGAAAGCAAAAAGCAAUCUUCGAUUCCAAAUUACAAUCAAAACGAUAACUCAAUAGGAAUAAUAGUAACCACAACGCCGCCCACGCCGACAACUACGACUCCAACUGUGGCCGAAGUGACAGAGCAGCAGCAAGAGAAGGGCAUGAAAGAAAGUCGGGUGAUUGAGGUAGACGCCGAACAAAAAGAAAUAGCUGAGAAAGGUAAAGGUGGCGGCGUGGUAGCACAAGUGACAAAUGAAAUCAAAAAGGAACAAGUAACCGUCGAUAGUGAUGAAGCAGAAAUUAAACCACAACAAAGCGAAAAUGCAGUGGAACUGGCAGCACUGCAAGCGGAAAUAUCGACAACUCAGGUGGAAACGACGCAGACGCCAAUCAAGGCAGCGGAACCUAAACAGCAGCCACAGGCUCAGCUAGAGGUAAAUUCGAAUGACACCAUUAAGGAUAUCAAAUCCGAUAUUAGCUCAAACAUAGAACAGGAAAAUAUUGCUACCCUUAAGCGCCAGCAAAAAGAGUUGCUAGAAAAGCAACAAGAAUUGGCUCAACAAAUACGCCAGCAACAACUGGUUGCUCAACAAUUGGCAUGCGAAAACCGUUUGCAUCAACAACAAUUAGAACAACAGAAACAGCAACAACAGUCACAGCAAGAAAUACCAAGAAUACAAACUCCAUACAAACACCAACCAACACUAACACCCUACCAGCCACAAGAAAAUAUUUCGAAAUAUUCGACAAUCGAGGAAACGAAGGACGAACACGGUUUCACACGCAAAACGGAAACUUACGAGUCCAAGGAGUCGUCAAAUGCCACGAAACAUAUUGAUUUGCGUAAGAUCUUCACCCCAGCAACAGAUACUGAAGAAAUUUUGCCGAGAAAUCGAAAACUCUAUGCCUCGUCAGCCUUUUAUUCGCCAGGCUUGCAUCCUACGGUGGAAGAUCAAGUUGAGCUAGCACGCAGAAUUUCAAAUUCUUUGAGUGACAUAAGCAACCAGAAAUCAAAAGGGCAGUCGAUGUAUGUGAACCGUAAAAAGCGCUCUGUUAAAUGGGUGCAUGAGGGUUCUGGUCAAGAUUCGUCUGUCCAGGAGAAAAAUUAUCAGGAGGAAUUCAAAGAAAACAACCUUGCACUUGGUGAAACAACAUCGACGACACAAAACUCCUCAACACCAAUUCAAGUGCCACUUCGAUUGUUAAUGAACCCACGUGGCAAAGUUCGUGACAUCACCUCAGUGGGUGAUUCGUUUAACAUCGAAGCUAGCCUUUUGUCGCCCGACAAGUGUGCAGAACUCGUCACAGCCCUACAAACUCAAAAAGGCAAAGGUGCUGAGCUUUUUGCCAAACGCCGCAGGAAAUCUGAGAAAUGGGUGGUUGAUGAAACUAACACAGGCACUCAAAGCCCAUCCGGUCUUCCAGAUUAUCAUCAACACCAGCAAGUGAAACCGCCUACAUCGCCGAGCAUUUUGCCUGCUUACUCCGAUGCCGGAAAGCAUCGUGUUCAAUUGAAUUUGCACCAGGAGCAGGUGCUAGAAAAAUACGUCAAGCCUGGCUUGAAAGUGAUCAAGACACCCUGGGAGGCAGCACUCGAAACCGGUUCGGCCAGCUCGGCUUUUGUCGAGGAUGUGAAGCUAACACCACAUCACACACCGACACCAACAUUGUCCCCAAAACCGGCACCGCAAUAUCAGUUCGCUGGCAGUACCGUUCCCGAUGCAGUAUCAUACAAUGACGGCUAUACCACUGAUUACAACAUAACACCAUCUCAUAAAUUACAUGAGGCGUGCUUCCCAACAUGUAAGCCAAACUUCAGCAGUAAUCCUCAACGGGACUUAGCGUACAAGCCGAGCUUGCCGCAGGGAUGGAAAGCACCAAGUGUCACAUUACCAAAAGCGUCGGAAAGCGAACUUCGACGUCCAAAAGAAGAAUAUAUUGAUAAGAAUAAAGUAUCGAAACCACGUGAAUUUCUUGAUUAUCUCAUACGUUCGCCCGAGCUGAGGGUUUCGCCCAUAUCGACAAAGGAUCUGUUGGCAUACAACAAUGCGAUCGGGGAGUUAAAGGAAAAUAGAGUUGAGCGACAUCUUCAUGCGACCAAACAACAUCAGGAGCAGCAACAACAACAGCAACUUGUUCAAGACAAGGACUUAAAAAACGAAGAUUCAAGUAUGGACAAGCGAGAAAAGCGCAUAAUGGUCCGUGAGCAAUUGGAGUUGUUGGAAACCUACCAAAGCCAGCUGUUGGAAGAGCAGCAACAAGAGAUAAAGCGUUUGCGCCAGCGAGAACGACGUAUGCAGCAGCAACAAAAAUUAAAACUACAACAGCUGGAAAUAAAAGUUUCGAACCAGGGAAAUUUACAAAACCAGGAAGAACCACAACGAAAAGAAGAAGCCAAAGAAGGAGAAGAGGAGUACGUGAAAAUUGCUGUGCGUGAGCUUAUAUCCAACUAUGAGCAACAAUUAGCUGAAGAGGAGCGUUGCGCUCAGUACUCGCUGGUGACUAAAACUAGCAAACCUGCUGAAAGCUCGAAAUUAGCUAUCAUACCCAAAAAUAAAAGCGGCGACGAAUCGGAUAAUAUAACAGAAUCUAUAUUUGUUCGCCAUACGCAACCGUGGGAUGACGUGGAGAAAGACAGUGGUCAGCAACUGCAAAUUACAACAGCAGGCAAGCUACUCCCUUAUGUGUGUGUAGACCAGCGUGCGAGUGUCAGUGUUACCCCUCCCCAGUCUACAAACAGCCUAAAGCCUCGAAAAGCCGUGUUGCAUGAACCCCAGUUAUAUCUGCCGAAGGAGAUUUCUUUGGAGAGCUAUGCCCCACCACCCGUGGUGAACAUAAAGCAGCCUGAAGCGUAUAACAAGCCAAGUUGGAAAUUCACACCUACACCGUCGCCGGUGCCAUCAAUCAGCUUCCCACUGGCUAAACCCAACAGCGGCGGCGGCGUUGGCUUCCUAAGUUACGGCGCUACACCCCCACCAAAGCAGCAAUAUUAUGAACCCACCAGCUACAGGACAGUGCCGCAAUCUACAACUCCAAAUGUAACCCAAAUCAGUUAUAACCCAUCGCCGCUAUCCUACGAAAAGAUCGCUAAAUUUGAGAAUGUCGCUGAGCAACAGCUAGAAACCAAUGACUGGAACUCUCAACCCCGUCGAUUGGGCAUACAAAGUCAAGGCGCAAAUGUGCGGAACGCUUCACCAGCACAGUUUGGUGAGAGGUCUGGUAGCGCCGGCGAUCACUUGUCGUCUUCGUCAUCGCCCUAUCAAACGCACAAUGUUCCUAGGAAUGACAUCUAUGAGCGGGCGACAACACCCAUUUACACAAAACGCCAGAACAUCAAUAAGCUGUUGCAUGGUCAAAACUACAACAACACGGCUCGCGGCUGGCGGGCAAGCAGCAGUGCCAGUAGUGUCGGAAGCUAUCCAAAGGCAUGCGGCGGUGCCUACAAUACUGGGCUAGGCGCUGGUGGCUAUGGAGGGGGCUACCAGCAGAAGCCAUUGGCGACUGCAAACGAUUUGCCUUACACCGAUUUUUAAAAUUUGAUCAAUUAAAUCGGAAAACGAUCAACCAAAAUCAAAGGAAACUACUUAUAACUUAAAGAGAAAAAACUAUGCAGUGAACCAAUAACGCGUAAUAGAUAUACAUACAAACAUAUAUGUUUAUUUUUUCGAUUAAUAUGCAAAAUUAUAUGUACAUAGAUUAUCACUAUUGAGGUUUACUAAAAUUUACUAAAGUUUCGAUACAACACUACUCAGAUACAUAUGCGUACAUACACACAUUCAUAAACAAAUAUUUACUAACCUACACUAAACCAAAAUGAAACGAAUUUCGAGCUUGUUAGUCUAUUUUAUGUAAGCUUCUUUAAUUGCAUUCGUGAUUUGGUGGAUUACGAUAGGAAUGAUUCUUAUGUGCAAAGUUCUGUAAGACUGGCUCCUUCAAAUGUCGAACAAAAUUUUCUUCAACGCAGAUAAAUAAAUAAUGACACACACAA